GGAACGCUACCGACGGCCGUCGUCGUCGUGCACCCUCCACCUCCUUCGUCGUCGCACGCGCGCCGCGAGAUUAUAUUGGGCACUUGCCGCCGUACGACCGCCCGCGGCUGACGCCACUGUUGCAAGACCGCUGGCUAGACGACGACGACGAAGACGACGACGACGACGACGGUAGCUGCAAGCCGCUGCUCCGCCAACUCGCCGUUCCGAAGAAGGGUAAAAUUGUGGAACAUGACUUUAGUAGGGUAAUAUUCAUUACUUCUUUCUGUGUAUUUUGAAAAAAAACUAUGAGUGUUGUAAAUGACAACAAUGCCGAUCCUAAUGGGGUGUCAAAUAACAAUAGUACCAACAAUGCCACCACAAACACCAAUAAUAAUAACACCACCAACAACAACACCAAUAAUAACAAUCCAGCGAACAAUCAAACCAAACAGGUAACGAAAAGACCUAUUCGAAGACCUGGAAAACAGCUCCCCGACAGACCGCAAAGAGCAUUAUGCUGCCUAUCUCUCAAAAAUCCUCUUCGGAAAUUAUGUAUUGGUGUAAUCGAAUGGAAACCAUUUGAAUACUUAAUUCUAAUGACAAUAUUUGCUAAUUGCGUUGCUCUCGCAGUGUAUACACCAUAUCCAUGCAAUGAUUCAAACACAGUGAAUGGCUAUUUAGAUAGAAUUGAACGAGUGUUUUUAGUUAUAUUUACUGUUGAAUGCAUAAUGAAGAUUAUAGCAUACGGGUUUGUUGCCCACCCAGGCGCUUAUCUAAGAAAUGGCUGGAAUUUCUUGGAUUUCACAAUUGUUCUGAUGGGAGGUAUCAGUAUAAUCAACGGAUUUGAUGUAAAGGCGUUACGUGCCUUUCGAGUCUUAAGACCACUUAGAUUAGUAUCGGGUGUACCAAGUUUGCAAGUCGUAUUAAAUUCAAUUUUACGGGCUAUGGUACCAUUAUUACACAUUGCACUUUUAGUUAUAUUUGUUAUCAUCAUAUAUGCAAUUAUCGGAUUAGAGCUAUUCUCUGGGACUUUGCAUACCACUUGCUGGGAUAAUGACACAAUGAUGGACAGUCCUCAUCCAUGUGAUGAAGGUAAUUAUGGAGAUAUUAGUGGUUUUAAUUGCGCUACUCUCGAAGGGAAUUUCACCUGUCGUGGACCUUGGGAUGGACCAAAUUCUGGAAUAACCAAUUUCGACAAUUUUGGCUUGUCUAUGUUAACCGUUUUCCAGUGUAUUACUCUUGAAGGAUGGACAGACGUGUUAUACAGUAUUGAAGAUGCAUUAGGAAGUUCAUGGCAGUGGAUAUAUUUUGUUUCCAUGGUCAUUUUAGGCGCUUUUUUCGUUAUGAAUCUUAUUCUUGGUGUGUUAAGCGGAGAAUUUUCUAAAGAGAGAGAAAAGGCUAAAGCUAGAGGAGAUUUUCAAAAACUUCGUGAAAAGCAACAGCUUGAGGAGGACUUGAGGGGUUAUUUAGAUUGGAUAACCCAAGCAGAAGAUAUUGAACCAGACGCUGAUGAUAAAGACGAAUCUUCUAAUCAACAGGUAGAUAAUAAUGCAAAUGAAAACAAAUCUACCAACGUGGAACGGGAUGAAGUCGACUCAAGUAAAUCGUGGUGGAAAAAGAAACGAAAAGACUUUGACAAAAUUAAUCGUAGAGCAAGACGAGCUUGCCGUAAAGCUGUAAAAUCACAAGCAUUUUAUUGGUUAAUUAUUAUUUUAGUGUUCUUAAACACUGGCGUUUUAGCAACAGAGCAUUAUAAGCAACCAACGUGGUUGGAUGAUUUUCAAGAAAUCACAAAUGUCUUCUUUAUUACUCUUUUCACAUUAGAGAUGUUAUUAAAAAUGUAUAGUCUCGGAAUACAGGGAUAUUUUGUUUCGCUUUUUAAUCGUUUUGACUGUUUUGUUGUCAUCGGAAGUAUAACUGAAACGAUUUUAACGCGAACGGAAUUAAUGUUACCACUUGGAGUAUCAGUGUUACGUUGUGUGCGACUACUCAGGGUUUUUAAAGUUACAAAGUAUUGGAGGUCGCUGUCAAAUUUAGUGGCCUCGUUGCUCAAUUCGAUACAAUCCAUUGCCUCUUUGCUGCUUUUACUGUUCCUUUUCAUCGUAAUAUUUGCGUUGUUAGGGAUGCAAGUAUUUGGUGGAAAGUUUAACUUUGACGCCACAGAUUAUAAGCCACGUAGUAAUUUUGAUACGUUUUGGCAAAGUUUACUGACCGUAUUUCAAAUAUUAACUGGUGAAGAUUGGAAUGUUGUGAUGUACAAUGGUAUAAAAGCUUACAAUGGUGUAUCAUCACCUGGUAUUUUAGCUUGCAUUUACUUCAUUAUAUUAUUUAUCUGUGGUAACUAUAUACUGUUAAAUGUUUUCUUGGCUAUCGCUGUUGAUAAUUUAGCUGAUGCAGAGUCUUUAACCGCAAUAGAUAAGGAAGAAGAACAACCCGACAAACAACAAAAAUCUCGAAGUAAUAGUCAAUCGAAAGAGAGAGACAACGAAUAUCAAGGAGACAAUUCUGAAGGUAUUUCUGUCGAGGAAGAACUUUCAGACGAAUGUUCGUCAAGAAAAGAUUACGAAAGCGACAGUAACAUCAAAAUCGAUUUAGAAGGAUUCGACUUCGAACCAAAUGGAAAUCCAGAAAAUGAAGAAAAUGAAGAUGGCGUCCGUCCAAUGACAGAAUUCAACAAUGCAAAUAAAGGGAUGCCUAUUCCUCCAGCUUCUUCAUUUUUCAUAUUUUCACCGACCAGUCGGGUUCGAACAUUUUGUCAUUGGUUACAUAACCAUACAUACUUCAGUAAUUUUAUAUUAGUAUGUAUUAUGGUUUCUUCAGCGUUAUUAGCUGCAGAAGAUCCGUUAAAAGCAGAUUCAGAAAGAAAUAACGUAUUAAAGAAAUUUGAUCAUUUCUUCACGGCAGUUUUCACGAUUGAAAUAAUUUUAAAAAUAAUUUCAUACGGAUUUGUAUUGCACGAUGGAGCAUUCUGUCGAUCAUUUUUCAAUCUCUUAGAUCUUUUAGUUGUGGCUGUUUCAUUGUUGACGGUUAUUUCUAAAAUGGCAAGUACUCAAAAUUUUAGCGCGGGACCAAUGUCAUUAGUAAAAGUCUUAAGGGUCUUACGAGUACUCAGGCCUUUACGUGCUAUAAAUAGAGCAAAAGGACUGAAAUAUGUAGUGAAAUGCGUGAUAGUUGCAAUUAAGACCAUCGGAAAUAUCAUGCUGGUUACAUAUUUACUACAGUUCAUGUUUGCUGUCAUAGGAGUUCAGCUUUUUAAGGGGAAAUUUUUUUCAUGCAAUGAUCUUUCCAAAACUACAGAAUUUGAAUGCCAAGGCUUGUACCUUAAAUUCGACCAUGGUGAUGUCGAUACUCCUAAAAAGGAAGAUAGAAAAUGGGAACGUAACUCGUUCCAUUUCGACGACGUAGCCAAAGCAAUGCUUACUCUCUUCACUGUAUCCACUUUUGAAGGAUGGCCUUCAUUGUUGCAAAGGUCAAUAGACUCCAACGAGGAAGAAAAGGGUCCGAUACACAACUACAGACCAAUCGUUGCCGCAUAUUACAUCAUAUAUAUAAUUAUAAUAGCGUUUUUCAUGGUGAAUAUAUUUGUCGGUUUCGUUAUAGUUACGUUUCAAAACGAAGGAGAACAGGAAUACAAGAAUUGCGAACUUGAUAAAAACCAAAGAAACUGUAUAGCAUUUGCACUGAAAGCCAAACCUGUCCGUCGUUACAUUCCCAAGCACCGAUGCCAAUACAAAGUGUGGUGGUUUGUGACGUCACAGCCAUUUGAAUAUACCAUAUUUGUGUUAAUUAUGGUAAACACCAUUACACUUGCGAUGAAAUUCUACAAACAACCACAAUAUUACGAUAGCAUCUUGGAUAUGUUAAAUUUAUUUUUCACCGCCGUAUUCGCAUUGGAAUUCGUAUUCAAACUAGCGGCUUUCCGUUUUAAGAAUUAUUUCGGGGAUGCAUGGAAUGUAUUUGAUUUCAUAAUCGUACUGGGAAGUUUCAUAGAUAUUGUUGUUGAAAAUUUGUCCCCUCCUAAUAUCACUAACGCUCCGAAGAAAAAAGAAAGAAAACUGUCUAUUAACUUUUUUCGACUAUUUCGCGUUAUGCGUCUAGUUAAGCUAUUAAGUCGUGGCGACGGUAUAAGAACAUUGUUGUGGACUUUCAUAAAAUCAUUUCAAGCCCUACCAUAUGUCGCACUACUUAUUGUGAUGCUGUUCUUUAUUUACGCAGUCAUUGGAAUGCAGAUUUUCGGAAGGAUAGCAAAAGACACUGAAGAUUCUGCAAUCCAUAGAAACAAUCAUUUCCAAACGUUUCCUCAAGCAGUUCUAAUUCUUUUUCGUUCUGCUACCGGUGAAGCUUGGCAAGAUAUUAUGAUGUCAUGUGCUUACCGACCAAACGAAGUUUUUUGCGAUGAGGGGGCUGAUAAAACUGAUGAUAAUUGCUGUGGCUCUGAUUUUGCUUUUCCAUACUUUAUUUCAUUUUAUGUGCUGUGUUCAUUUCUGAUCAUCAAUUUGUUUGUCGCAGUUAUAAUGGAUAACUUUGAUUAUUUAACCAGAGAUUGGUCUAUACUUGGACCCCAUCAUUUAGACGAAUUUAUUAGGUUGUGGAGUGAAUACGACCCCGAUGCCAAAGGUAGAAUAAAGCAUCUGGACGUUGUAACGCUGUUGAGAAAGAUUUCACCCCCUUUGGGAUUUGGUAAACUAUGCCCACAUCGAGUCGCGUGUAAGAGACUGGUUUCAAUGAACAUGCCUUUAAAUAGUGAUGGCACAGUGUUAUUUAAUGCGACAUUGUUCGCUGUCGUUAGAACAUCAUUACACAUCAAAUCUGAAGGCAACAUUGAUGAUGCCAAUGCAGAAUUAAGGGCAGUCAUCAAAAAAAUUUGGAAACGAACCAGUCCAAAACUCUUAGACCAAGUUGUACCACCUCCGGGAGUUGAUGACGAAGUCACCGUGGGUAAAUUCUAUGCAACAUUCUUGAUUCAAGAUUAUUUCCGUCGAUUUAAAAAACGAAAAGAACAAGAACUCAAAGAAGGCGAUAAAGAAGCGCGUAAUACUGUCACUCUUCAGGCUGGUUUACGAACUUUGCAUGAUGCUGGUCCUGAAAUCAAAAGGGCUAUAUCUGGAAACCUUGAUGAAUUAAUCGACGAUAAUCCUGAACCAUCACAUAGGAGAAAUCAUUCGCUAUUUGGAAGCGUUUGGUCAUCGAUGAGACGUAGGACGGGCAGUUUAAGACGGUCAUUUAGAGUAAGCAAUACUCAUUCGAAAAAGAAGCAUAAAAAUUACUUACAAGUAUCGGGAAGAAAUGUGACAAAGCUGUCUCCGUCGAGUUCAAUCGAAGUAGAUUAUUUACCAGGCAACUAUGCAAAACAGCAGCGAGAUACCAAAAUUCAAAAUGGAUCUGUUUCACUACAUAGAGGAUAUCCCUAUAACAACGAUUGGCUAAACAGAAGUCCCGAUACCGAUGAUAAUAUGUCGAACUUCAGCGGCGAUAACGUAUACCUGCCCAUGCGAAAACGUAAUGCUGCUAAAUUGCUAUACGACCAAAAUAACCAGCGAACCGUGCAUAUUAUGCAUCAACGCGCUUCAUUUCAUUACAAAGAUAGUAAAGAAGAAAUGAACGGAGCCAUGCCCCUAACCAGGUUAUCACAUUCUGUACCUGGAAGCCCCAUAGACGAUAGACUGAAUUCAACCGAAGUUAUUGGAUCUGCGGAAAGCCUCGUCGGACGGAUAUUAGCGGAGCAAGGUCUUGGUAAAUACUGUGACGAAGUGUUUGUGCAGAACACGUCCAAAGAAUUACGCGAAGCGUUAAAUAUGACAAGAGAAGAAAUGGAUUCUGCUGCACAUCAGUUACUUACACGUGAACAACAUGGCCGCCCCAUAUCCUUCCACGAAGAAGACAGUAAUUUUGUCUAAGAUAUUUUCCUUCCUAUAGGUAUACAAAUUAUAAUUAAAAUAAUUCAUAACAUUAAUAUAUAAAUAAUAUUAAUCAUUAUUCAAUUCUCCGAGUCCAAUUCAAGUGCCUCACAAUAUAAUUUUAUCGGUGUUAUUCGGCACGUGUGCCUAUAGUCAUAAAGUUUAUUUAUAUUAUUAUACUUUUGAAUUUAGUUAUUUUAUUUACACAUUAAGAUUUUAUCGAUAAACGUUUUCCAUGUUAACUAAUUAUGUAAAUAAUUAAUUUUUAUUAGAAGUUAUACUAUAUAGCUUAUAUUUUUUGCUUAGUCAAUACAUAUUUUAUUUUUUAUUUUUGGU
Messenger RNA from Rhopalosiphum maidis (corn leaf aphid), 6215 nucleotides. It is a transcript of the gene Ca-alpha1D, whose product is annotated as voltage-dependent calcium channel type D subunit alpha-1. Gene Ontology annotation, cellular component: membrane; voltage-gated calcium channel complex. The transcript has 40 exons. The record is from RefSeq and is a predicted model, not a curated record. Gene Ontology annotation, molecular function: high voltage-gated calcium channel activity. Gene Ontology annotation, biological process: calcium ion import across plasma membrane. Bases 288 to 5879 code for a protein of 1863 amino acids. NCBI's taxonomy places the organism in Eukaryota, Metazoa, Arthropoda, Insecta, Hemiptera, Aphididae.